GGGAGAAAGGGAUGUUAUUUAAGUUGUACUGCGUCUGAUUUAGGUGUUUUAAAUUACAUUUCUCAUAUAUACAUAUAUUUAGUUUUAUUGCGCAGCCUCUCUGCAGGAGAAGCAAGCCUCUUUCAAAAAGCUCACACAACUGCAUACUGUUUUUCAAGCCCUACAUGUUUCCUGUUCCCCUUCCUAUUAAAGUAUGUGCCAAGUUUGAUCAGGACGUCCCACAUUUGUGCGCGCAUGAAUUUUGAUAUUUUGGGGCUCAAUUAAGCAGCCUGAACACUUAGUGAGUCUUCAAACCUGACGAUGUGAGUCCUCCGUCGGCAUUUUCGCUUCGUGACAGGUCAGGUUUUUACACAGUAGUGCCGGACAAUGCUCCCUGGCUUACUUACAAACAGAUCCCCACCUGCUUCCUCCCUGGACAAUUCACCGUCUGGCUUUUGUCAAAGUGGGACAUGUCGGGCACCUUUUGAAGAAGGAGAAGUUGAGAGUGGGAAAUAUAUUUAAAAGUCACUCUUAACCUAGAUGUCAAACUGCUGAAGGCUUGCGGCCAUCUGCCACAACUAACUGGUGGUUUGAGAAGACAGAGGAGAGAGGCACAAAAGAACAAAAACAAAAUGAAGAAACUGAUGUAAGAGUACUUUCUCUGUGGUAGAGUAGUACAGAGUUUAAAGCAGUGGAAGGACAACACUUAGUGGCUGGCGGCGUAAUGUCAGCCCUCUUCCAGGAAGGCAGAACCGUCAAACAGAUCGCCAGGCCAGAUGCAGCUUCUGUGGAGAGAAAACACGCGAGAGGCAACAUUAAGUCGACUGCUGAAACGCCGGCGAGUAACGCAAAAUUGGAGAGUAGUAGGAGAAGAAAGCAGGUGAGUGAGAAGGGUGAAAUAGAAUAGGAAAACCCUUUAUCGCCCCUCGGCGGGAAAAAUUCAGGUGCAAAAGUAACAACAAGCAAGUCGGAGCGCGUAGAUUCACACCAGGUAAAAAUAUGACAACAGAAAAUAGGCAGGGGGAAAUAAACAGCCUAAGAAAAAAACAACAACACUUAUUGAAGAAAUGACUGAGUAGGAUAAUUUGUGGUCAAGGGGAAGGUAAAGUGUACCCCAAAGUACAAAAAAGAUGUUAUUAAAGCUAUAGAAUGCAGCUUUUACAAAAAAAAAUUAUUUGUCAAGAAUGUCUUUGUUGUGACAGUAUAAUAUGAGACAGAUAAUCUGUGAAAAGAUCAAUCUCCACCUUCUCCCUGACCUUCUGAAGAAAUGCUCCAAAAACAACCAAUCAGCGAUUGGGAUAGUGUCUCAGCGCUGUCAAUCAACUUUGUGAAUGUGCUGCAAAAUGUGCAAAUGGUGGAGAAACAACUUACCGUUCCAGGACAACUGUCAAUUACACCGUCAUCAGCUAAUUAGCCUUAGCUUGAUCGACAGCGCUAAGAUCCUCCUCCUGAUUCUGACUGGUUGUUUCUGGUUAGCACUGGAAGCUCUGGGAGAAGGAAGAGGAGCCAGAUUCUUUUCACAUAUUAUCUCAUACCAUCACGACAUUGUCACUGUUUUAACCAAUAUGCAACAAAAAAAAAGACAUAUAUUUUUAAAAUAAAAGGCUUUUAGACAGCACUCUUAAGAACUAUACUCAGUAAGCUGCUUUUUUGUUUGUUUGUUUGUUCAUUACAACUGGAUCAUAUUUUAUUUAAAUCGUUGGGUAAAUACCCUUCCAGUUCCAGUCAUAAAGCACUUUAAGCUCAACAACAAGGCUGAUUAAAGUCUUGUAGAAGAACACUCACUGUAACGUACAAGCAGGUCAGGAAAUGAACAGUAAAAAGUAAGGGGAAAAAAUUAGAAAUAGGAAUAAAUAAUUAACAUAAGACAAGUCCAUCCAUCGUGAAGAGGAAGCAACAACAAAAACUCCAUCAAGUUCCAAAUUUGUCAGUGAAACCAUUGAAAGCAUCUGAAAUUGGACUGGAAUCAUUUUAACAUUGAAUUCAUAGACACAAACUGAAGUGUUGGAGAAAUGUUUAUCUUUUUUUUAACUGGACCAGUCAUAAAAAUCAAGUGGUGGCAUCAGUAGAGUUAGGGAAGCUAAUCCCUAAAAGCAGAACGUCAUAGUUAUCUUUUACACAGAAAAGGUUUAAGUUUUAACAAACACCAUAACUAGAAAAGGCUGGAUUUCACCCCAAACUCUACUUGACUGUACAUUUUUAUCCCCAAUCAUGUAAAAUGUAUUCUUUAAGUCAUCCGCAGAUUUAUAGUCCUGCAGGCCAAAUAUUCUUUCUUGUUGACAUCUGGUCAGUCCUUCUUGAGUACAGUAGGCCCAGCCCUGGCUAUUUAAAGCAGUCAUAACUUUGUCAGUGCCGGACUGGUGGUAUACAGAAACCACAACCUUCGAGUCACUGAGUCAAACGUGUUCCCGAAGAUUUACAGUUUGGUUACGUCUUUUUAUUGAUUUUUGAGCUUUCAAGUGUAGCUUCAUGGAAAAAAUUUUCGAGGAGAAUCUGAUAGGAAGUAGACCUGCAAUAUUUCCAUCCCAGGUCUGAGUCAUAAAAAAAAAAAAAUAAAUAAAAAAAAAAAUCUGAUGCGGACGACUAAUUUUAAGCAGAAAAAGUAGAAGCUGUGUCGUCUGUUUUCCACCAGCUCAUCUCCGGUCCACUCUGAUGGUUUGUGACUCACUAGUGGGAAGUGUCAGGCUGGUUUCAGUGCUGACAUCUGCGUCCGAGCGCUUGUUUUCUGCCUUUCAUGUCAAGCUCGGUCUGUUUUUCGUCGCUGUGUCAGAGCAAACAAUGAUUAUUAUUUACUGACACCGUCAGCAGCAGGAAGUUGGGUCGACUGACGGGACCUUUUCGGUUCACCAGGAACAGAGGCAAACGGAAAGGACUUCCUCUUUGUUUGUCUUUUCUGGGGGUUUUUUUUCUUCUUACAUCUGUGGAUGUUGGGAUGGUCUUACAGACGAUGGAGCAGAGCUCGUGCACGGAGGAUCGUAUCCAGCAUAGUCUCGAGCGCUGCCUCUGUCACCUGGGAGUCAACUCUCCCGACAAGAAGCUCUGGGACGCUGGACUGUGCAUAAGCCGCUGGUGUUUGGAGGAACUGGUGAAGCGGCAUCCCCACAACUUCCUCAUCCUUUUGCAGAAAAUACUGCAAAAAGCAAAGGAGGUACUGGAGGAGUGCCAGUAUGAGCUGGUGGUUCCCCUGACUCUCCUGUUCUCUGCUGCUCUUCUCAAAAGCCCAUAUUUAGGCGCAGGAUGCGGUGUUCUCCAGGAGGCCUACCUGUUGUUCCACCAGUUCCUGGCCUGGCCCGAGCCUUGCAGCUCCGCCAGCAAACGUUUACUGGUCGUCAUCGAGCAGGAGAUUCGAGCGCCAGGUAUUUCAUUUCAGCGACUGGUAAGGAAAGAGCAGGCUAUUUCCCCUGACAUUAACUGCUCUAAAACCUUAGUGGUCCUGUUGGUGAGUCCAGAUGCUGACGCCCCCCAGGAGGUCCAGCUGACCUCUGAGCAGCUCAGUACCAUGCAUUAUUCCAGCAGGAACAUCAUAACAACUCUUAUCCUGCACAGCUUUCAGGCUGCUUUCGGUACCAAGCUGGACCUGCGGGUUCUUCACACAGCCCUGCAGGAGAAAGAGCUGUAUGAGCUGGAGCAGCUUUAUGAGACGAUAACUGGCAGUAUGGAGACGGCAACCUCUGGGGCGGAUCACGCGGCUGCCAGGGACGGACUACUCCGCAGCUUGGAGAAGAUCAGAGAAAGUCUCUCUGUCCCUUCCGGUGACGGUUGCUCAGAGACUGGGUCUUUAGAGAGCCUAACGCUGCCCUACCCCAAAUGCCACACAUGCUUAUGGGAUGAGGACAACUUCGAUGUUCUAAAAGACCUGCUUUUAGUCGACUCUGACCUGGACUCCCCUCCAGAAUGUUCCCCCAAAAUCGACGAGGAUGACACUUUUGACACUAGCAUCGAUGAGGAAGACGAGCAGGACUCCUUGAGCAAACGGGACGAUCUGUUUCAAAGCCAUCGGAUCUCCACCGCCUCAUCUUCCUCCAGAGACUCUACCUUCUCGGGAUACUCUCUCUCCUCCAGCUGGUCCAUGCCGUCUGCUUCGUCGGGAGUGGAAAGCGACUUCAGCGAGGACACAGCGCAUGAGGACACCGAGGGAGGGCAAGCCAGCCAUCUAAAAGUCAGAAAGAAACCCAAGAAAAAGUCCAAAUCCCUCUUGGGUUUGGAGCGAUUCUCCUUGCUCUUCAAGACUCCACACAGUCCAAGCACAUCUCGCCGCGUCCAGAGCAUGGGCUACAACGGAGACAUCACCAAAGACUACCUGAUGACGGGGGCACAACUCAAACACUCGGGGAUCCCCAUGAGACAUAUUCAUCAUCUCAAUGUGUCCUCGGCUCCCGUAGAUGCUUCCGCUCCCCACAGGCACAUCUGCGUCCGCAGGAGGCCGAUUCUGAGCUGCGACGAGGCGAAUGAGCCGGAAGUGCUGACCGUCGUCAAGGUGGUUGCAUUUGGGGGUGACAGAGAGGCUGGGAGGCUUGCUCGGGCGUACAGCGACCUGCAGCAGAAAGAGAGAAAGUGUCCCCAGCUCACGAGGACGUGCAAACUGCAGUUUUACUUUGUUCCCACCAAGAGGAAAACUGUAAGUCCAGGAGCAGGACAUACGCCUGCAGAAGGGCAGGAGUCAAAUUGCCAAGAAGUGGAGGACAGUACAACAGAUAUAGCCCAGAUGUUGGGUAUGAUGGACCCCUGGUAUGAGCGCAAUGUCUUCAGUCUGCUGAGCUUGUCCUCCGAAGUUCUCUGUGAGGCCGCUCCCAAGGAGGACGACGUCUCCGGCGACACCGGCGCCACGGAGCACCGCCUCCACUUGCUGGCUGACUUGGUGCUCUAUUACUGCAGACACGCCGAUCAGCCUGUUCUGGUGCAGCUCUACCAGGCUGAGCUGACCCUGGAAGGGGGAGAGAAGAGAAAGGAAGUGUUCAUUCAUUCCUUGGAGCUCGGACACACAGCUGGAGCCAGAGCUGUUAAAGCCAUGGGCGCUGUGAGCAAAAGGUUGGGAAUAGAUGAAGAGCGAGAGGCUGUUCCUCUCACCCUGAAUGUGGCCUACAACAAGGUGGCCGUCAGCGGGAGGAGCCACUGGGUCCACAAAGAGGCGGUCUGCACCUCCAUCAACCUUCAUAAGACAUGCAGAGACUCCGUGCAGCUGGAUUCUAAAGAGGGCCUGCAGCUGACGAUGACAGAGGUUGUGAAGAAGCAGAGCUCCAAAUCUAAGAAGGGUUACAACCAGAUCUUGAUAUCAGAAUUGAAGGUGGACAAGAUGCAAGUGACUGCUCAGGGGAGUGGGAGCACGUUUGCUGUUUGCCUGGAUCAAGACAAGAAGACGUUCAUCCAGAGUGUGAGGAGGUGCGAGGUGUCGCUGUGCAGCAAACCAGGCAGCAGUUCGGACUGGAGGUCCUACAAAACACUACCGGGCCAAAUCCAGCCCCUCCACCCGACGUUCUGCUCCCUGCUCUGCCUUCCCAUCACUGCCUUCUCCGCUGCUGACCCCUGACCCCAGCUCCGUCUGACCAUCCAGGACCCAAAGAACACACCGAGUGGGGAAAAUCAAAGAAUAGGGACAAAGAACAGGGUUUAAUAUUUCAUUACAAGAAGCCGAUGUCUAUUUAUUAACAGUUUAACAUUAAAAAUACAUUUUGUGCUGUUUAUAUGUCCAUAUCAUUAUUUGGAAAAGAAAAAAAAAUAAUUGACUGUUUUUUUUUCUUAACACUUUGGUGUUAAAAGCUGUAUUUUUCACUGUCUUACAUCAGUAGUUUUUUAAAAAUAGAAAACAAAAUUUGGUGCUCUAAUGGCGUCUUGGUUGUUACCAAAAACUGGUAAAGGUACAGGUUGUAAUAUUUCCAAAGUUUUUUUAUGUGUGGUAGUUUUAGUCUACUCAACACCUCAGAUGAAGACGUCACUAAUGUUUCCUCAGUUUCAGCCAAAAGUAGACACUCCUCAUGGCUAUAAUCGCUGUAGGAAUGUUUAGAUGUUUAGUUGUUUUGUUUUCCCUGAAAUGACAACAUGCGACUUUAAUGAUGUCUAAUAGCACGAAUCAGGUUACACAAGUUUAUAUUUAUUGUGAUUUUUGUGGUAGUUUUGGUCAAGUUGAAGAGUUUAGAAGUAGUCCGUCUUUAUUUAUCAAUCUAUCCACUUUGCUCAGUUCAAUUCAGUUCAAAACUACUAUUUAAUGGAAAUUAAAUGAGGUGCUUACUCAUCAACACUGUUCUCAGGUGAGAAAUUCUAAUCCCCGGAGAAAAAAUUUUCUGUCAUUUUGGCCUAAUAACUCCAUCUUUGUACUUUGCAAAGUCUUUUUAGUUAUUCAGAGUAAAAGGCAGAUAUGAAAAAAUUGUAAGUAAAUGCCUGAGAUUAAAUUCUCACACAUUAUUCUGGCAUUUAGAAAAUAAUAAUUCUGACCAUCCCAAGUGACCUAAAACAAAAAAGUUACAUUUGAUUUGAAGUCAGACUAAUGGAGAAAAAAAAAUAUUUGCAAAUAUUUGUCCAUCUGGUUCUUGUUUUUACGAAUCACAGAAGCUGAUUGUUAUAUAAGAAACGCUUCAUUGAAAGCCCAGAUUUAAUAUAGUAUUUAUGUGUAUAAAGAAUAAAUUAAAACUU
Gambusia affinis (western mosquitofish) is the source of this 6606-nucleotide messenger RNA. Its product is annotated as phosphoinositide 3-kinase regulatory subunit 5-like. Gene Ontology annotation, biological process: positive regulation of MAP kinase activity; G protein-coupled receptor signaling pathway. The record is from RefSeq and is a predicted model, not a curated record. The coding region runs from base 2912 to 5506 and encodes 864 amino acids. Lineage: Eukaryota; Metazoa; Chordata; Actinopteri; Cyprinodontiformes; Poeciliidae. The transcript has 17 exons. Gene Ontology annotation, molecular function: 1-phosphatidylinositol-3-kinase regulator activity. Gene Ontology annotation, cellular component: phosphatidylinositol 3-kinase complex, class IB.